GCUCUUACGCCCAUAAGGGAAUCAAUACCCUUCUUUUCCCAACACAACUUCCCAUCCAAAUAUGAGCCUUCCCAUUCUCGCGUGGGUAUUUUUUAUUAUGAAACGCUUUCGAGAUGCAGGAGUGGGGCAAGUCAUUUAUGGUUUUCCGAUUUUGACAUUUUCGAUAACACUGAGUUGGACAGCAUCAUCCAAUAACAUCAGCUUAACAUCAGACUUUCCAACCCGAGGCACACAACCGAAGUAAAGCAGCAGCACACAACCACGAGAAAAAGCAUACCACAACUAAAUCCAUUCCUCACAAUUUUUCUUAUCGAACUGAAAUACAGCACCAAAACAAGGCACAACAACACACACAUCAUCCGCUCUCACACUCACCCUCAUCCACCGCACCUCAAUUCACACUUCAUCUCAUUUCACCCCCUCUCCGCACCCUUUCGCCUGUCCUUUUAUCAAUUCCUCUCAACUCUACCGAAAAUCCAGACUUCCGUCACGACCCACCAUCCACCCAUUUCUAUUUUCCCCUUACUUUUAUCUUUCCAAACCAUUAAAAUGGCCGAAGUACAACAACCGUCGAAUGCGCAAGAAACGAACGAUGUGGUUCCUCUGAUCGACGACGAAGCCUACUUGAUGAGCAUGGUGGAAGCCGACGCCUUGUUGCCUUCCAACAUGACCUUUUCGGGACUCUUCGACGGCGCGCUCAACGCAGACGAAUUGACUGACAUUGCCUCUCUGUUGGCUCCUUCGCCUCCGAAUCAUGUCUCGGACGAUGAAACGGGGUCCUCGGUGGCCUCGUCGGAGGCCAGCACACCCGUGAGCGCUGCUCCUGUCCUAGUGACACCGGACCCCAGCAAGGCACCGGCUCCCCUUUUGCCCGAGCUCGAAGCAAAAAGCAAGCCAUCUUUGGUUUCCGCCGCCGCCGCGAAUCACAAGCGUCGAUCUUUGUCCAAAGAUCCGGCUCCUUCCAAAAAGAAAGCCAAGUUGGCGCCCAAAACCAAGCUCAUUUUGGCUAGCAGCGUCAAGGCAUCAGUUCCCAAACAGCUCGUUCCCUGCCCGGUCCAGUCAUCGGACGUUCCGGGCAAAACCAAUGACGACAAGAAAAUAGCGGACCCUCUUGCCACGAACGGUGCCGAGAAAUUUCCUGCCUUGGCUCCUAAACCUCCUGCUCCUAAACCUCUCAAGACUCCAGCUGCAUUGACUCUCAAGGCGGCCAUUGCUCCUUGUAUCGAGCAGCCUGACGAGGUUGCAAGCGACACCGCUACCAGCCCCAAAACAAGUGAUACGUCAGUCACCGAUACGUCAGUCACUGAGACCAAGACGACCGGUACCAACAGUUCCAAGCCUCUGACACAAGAGGAACGGGCCCAGCAAUGCCGGGAUCGCAACCGUCAGCACGCUAGAAAUACCCGUCUUCGAAAGAAGGCAUACAUUGAAGAACUCAAAACCCAGUUGAUCGAACUCGUGGACGCACGCGAUGCAGAGGCUCUGGAACAGGCCCAAAAGACCAAGAUUGUCGAGCAGCAGCGAGAAGUCCGCUUCCAAGUCAUGCAAGACUUUUUGCAGAUUCGGGGACGCAACGAAGCCAACCCCACUCGUUGGGGAGCCAUUUUGGAAGAUGGCUUUACGUUGACGCUUCCCAAAACCCCAUUUCAAACCAUGGUGGCCACUACGACGACGACCACCGACAAGAACAACGACAACGCCGAUCAUCAGGAGCAGCUCCUCAGUGGAGUUGCGGAAAUCAUGACGGAUUCCACCUACUUUUCAUCAUUUUUACAGUCGCUGGGGAAUGCGACGCACACUCACACCACCACCACCGGUGGGGAUGACGCCAACAUCCCUCCCAUCACCUUUGUAUACCGCUGUAACCGAAGCAAUUUUCUCAUGGAUGGUUGCAAUGCUAUCAUCUCAUGGACUGCCACCUCUGCUGGAGCCGUCCAAAAGGGUGCUGCUAAAGAAUUGGAGUUGUGUGGCUCCAUGAGGGCCAAAUUUUGUCCUCGCACGAACCGCCUCGAAAUGGCCAAGAUCCAGUUCGACACGGGAGCCAUUCAGAGUCAGCUUUAAGGAUUGCAACCUCAAUCCGGACAUGUACUUCAUUUCUGCACACGAUGCACUAUCAAGGCUUCUGUGAGAGACUCGCUGCCGUCACCUCUCUCAUCUUUUUACAGCACCUUUCCAUGCUAUCUUCACUUUCCACGAUGGAUACAUCUUCUGUCUACGUUUAGUUUGCUUUCAUUUCUCCUCGCUCUGUGUCCUCUGAACGAAGAUUCGGGGGACCAAAUCUACAACAAAAAAAGCCAGAAAAACAACAACUUCUCUUCCUCGCUACGCGUGAAGGUUCGGGAACCAAAUCUACAAUCAAAAAGCCAGAAAAACAACAACAUUCUCUACUAUGAUCUAUGCAUGCACAUGUCUUUAGCACCACUGCGGCUGUUCGUUUUGCCGUACGAUAGUUGAUAAUGAUAGCCUUUGAUACCACUGCU
Seminavis robusta is the source of this 2480-nucleotide messenger RNA. The record is from the annotation of a GenBank genome assembly. NCBI's taxonomy places the organism in Eukaryota, Bacillariophyta, Bacillariophyceae, Naviculales, Naviculaceae.